GUGACUGUCAACGUCCCGGCUCGUUUUCCACGGAAAUUUGGCCACAUAUCCUUGACAGGAAUCAUCAACCAUUGAUUUUUGAUGGAACAUUGCAAGCUGCAACUGAUGCGACCGAGUCCCCACUCGUGUUCCGUUUUUUGUCGCCACAGUUCAUUACCCCCAAUCCAUUCAAAUUAAUCACCUACUUCCAAGAAAAAGAAUUAAGCUCAGUCCACUCCUUGAUAGUUGAUACAAAUCCUCCACACUACAACAAAGCAGCACAGGCGGCGGCGGCUGGAGGAGUGAGCGGAUCAACUCCAAUUGCACAUGGCUUCAACGCCGCCGCUGCAGCUCGCGCUGCUCCUCCUCGUCGUGGCCUUGCCGGCGGCCAUGUCCGCGUCGUGCGCCGGUGAGCACUUCCCAUCAGGGAGGACCUACGUGACGUGCGAGGACCUCCCGUCCCUCGGCGCCGCGCUGCACUGGACCUACGACGCGUCCGUGCCCUCGCUGUCGCUGGCGUUCGUGGCCGCGCCGGCGGCGCCCGGCGGGUGGGUGGCGUGGGGCAUCAACCCCAGCGGCGGCGGCAUGGUCGGCGCGCAGGCGCUACUGGUGCUCGCGGGCGACGCCGCCACCUCCGCGGCGUCGGCCGUCAGGACCUACAACAUCACCGGCUACGCGCCGCUCGGCAAGGCCUCGACGCCCAUCGCGUUCCAGGCCACCGGCCUCGCCGCCGACGUGGGCGUUGGCGGGAAGGUCCGGUUGUACGCCACGCUGCGGCUGGACACGGGGAUGAAGAAGGUGGUGAACCACGUGUGGCAGGUCGGGUCCUCCGUGACCAGAGGGGCGCCCGACAUACACGCCAUGGAUGCUGAAAACCUCGCCGCCAGGGGCAAGUUGGUCCUCUCCGACGGGGCCGCGGCGAGCCCUCCCGCGCUCGCCGGCGGCCCGUCCAGCUCCGGCGAGGGUAGCGGCGAUGGAUCGCCCCCGUUAAGCAGGACGAUCUCACGGGCGGCAGACACGGCCAGAGUCUCGGCGCCGGCACUCGUGCUACUCGCGUUGCUGGGUUUCUUGACGACGACGAUGGUAUUGGUAGCAUAGCUGCUCCUGUAAACUACGUACAUCAUUGCAUUUUUUGUGCCCUUUUGUUUAUUUCUUUUUUGUCAUGUUUCAGUUCUAGAUGCAUAGAUCACAAAACAAAUUCAACAGAAUCCGUAGUCACAUAAAUAGUAAGAGCUAAAAGAAACUGCACUACUCUGUUUUGGAAUUAGACUACUCUGUUUUCUACUCUGAUCUGGACUUAAAUCGAUGAUCAACAAUCAUUUACAGUAGUAGUUGUUAUUUUCCA
Setaria italica (foxtail millet) is the source of this 1324-nucleotide messenger RNA. RefSeq names its product auxin-induced in root cultures protein 12. The coding region runs from base 307 to 1077 and encodes 256 amino acids. Lineage: Eukaryota; Viridiplantae; Streptophyta; Magnoliopsida; Poales; Poaceae. The transcript has a single exon. The record is from RefSeq and is a predicted model, not a curated record.